Suillus fuscotomentosus is the source of this 2778-nucleotide messenger RNA. RefSeq lists its product as uncharacterized. Gene Ontology annotation, biological process: DNA replication initiation; mitotic G2 DNA damage checkpoint signaling; mitotic DNA replication checkpoint signaling. Bases 31 to 2739 code for a protein of 902 amino acids. The transcript has 11 exons. The record is from RefSeq and is a predicted model, not a curated record. Lineage: Eukaryota; Fungi; Basidiomycota; Agaricomycetes; Boletales; Suillaceae.
CUGAACCACUCACGUGACCAGCUAUUCGGAAUGAUGCGUCGGUCGAACAAAUCACACAAGGUUCCAAAUGUUAAACUUAGACCCGCUCAACCACGAUCCAGCCAUGCUCACCCAAUGGACGUGCCAUAUGACCACAGCUCAGACUCCGAACUUGUCCCUCCCAAUGCGAGUAUGGUUGAUCUGUGUCCUAGACCGUUCAGGGGUGUUACGCUUUGCGCGACGGGUCCAAUGGAUAAGGCUACCCUGUUCAAACAGGCAUUUGAACUCGGCGCGACAUCUACAAGUGACUUUACGGACAGAGUGACUCACUUACUAGCGAAUAGCCAUGGCGGAGCCAAGUACGCGUGCGCGUUAGAACGCAAAAUACCCAUCAUGCGUCCCGAAUGGAUAACAGAUGCACACCAGGUUUGGUUGCGUGGAGAUGACGUAGAUCUAGCAGAGACUGUUUCUACGCAUCGCCUUCCCAUCUUCUCCGGCGUCACACUCUCAUUAUCAGGUAUUGAUGACCUCGAGCAGCGCGCAAAUAUAAACCGCGCCCUAACUAGACACGGUGGGAUAUAUGUCAAAGCCAUCGAACGCCCUGUCAAGGUGACACAUCUACUUUGUGCGGGCGACAAUGAGACCGAGAAGAUGCGCUACGCUGAUAAAUUCAACAAACGUGGCGAGGCGAAAAUUCACGUCGUCUGGGAGGAAUGGUUCUGGGACUGCUUGGAAUUCGGAGGACGCUUCGAGGAAAAGCGUUACGUCGUCACGCGGCCGAGGCCAGAGAGGAAGGCCAUGAACGAAGAGCUCACUACCUCAAUACCAGUUCACGACUCUGCCCCAGGCACGCACCCUUCGAAUGCGAUUCCUGUCGACGGCCAUCUACCUAGGACGCCCGCCCCACUGAAACCAAGUCACGAUUAUGAUCUGUUGGAGGAGGAGGAACCUGCAUCCCUAGCACACACUCCCGUUCGCGCAGUGACGCUUCAACUCUGGGGCAGCCUCUUACGUCCACGGGGUUUCGAGAUCGAUCCAGUCGCGAACAAGCUCAUCCGUAGUCCUUCAAAGUCACAGUCAAUUGCAGGUCUGCCGAUGUCGCCGAUACGGUUACCGGCACGUCUUGCGCCUGAUGUGCGAACGAGAACCGCAGAGAAGGUGAUAGAAUCCCAGGGAAAAUCUGUAAUCUCGUCUUUCAAACGUGCCAAAUCAUUUGCGCCGCCGGCAAAGGAGCCAAUGACACGGCAGCCGUUCAGGCGGACAACCACCAUUGCAGCUCUGGGACCUGGGGAUGCAGAGGGGAGUGCAGCACCUUACCAACCUGAGGUGGAGAACUCUUCGAUGGCGACACUCUUUGCAGGUUUCCACUUCCGUCUACUUGGGGAGGCAAAAUGUGCGAAUGUGCGCAAUGCUAUUGAUCGUGGGAGAGGCGUGGUCAUGGACGAAGAUACUGACGAUGUCGAUUUCAUUGUUGUGCGACUUAUUAGUGGGAGCAAACUCUACCAGAACGAACCUGAUGAGACCUUGCGCGCCAAAUAUCGCACGGAAUGUUGGCUCGAACACUCGGUCUUCCAAGAGCGAAUAUGUGGACCGCACGAAAAUAUAUCAUUCAGGCCUCUUAGCCUUCCCUGUCCAAUACCUAACACCGAACAAAUUAUUCUAAGCCUUUCUGGACUUGAUCAGUCUGAGCUAUGCUGGACAAAGCGUUUGCUGCGGGCGUUGGGUAUAACGCUUGCCCAGAUAUUCUCUCGACAUUCGACGCACCUACUUUGCCCGAGUGCCUGCGGUGCCAAAUACGACAAGGCAAAGGAAUGGAACAUCCCUGUCGUCGGCAUGGCAUGGUUAGAGGAUAUGGCGAAGGCGGGUAAGGUACCUGACAUCAGCGAAUAUCUCAUCGGCAACGUUGGCGACCGAGCGGCAAAGGGUAAGGCGAGGGAUGUACAGAUGGUGGAUACCACCAAUGCUAACAGCUUGCCUGUCCUUCCGUUUUUCGUGAAGAAGCCACAUCUCUUACAAGAUCUUCGGACACCUACUCUCCUUGACAUGGAGCAUGCCCCUCCGGCCAUGUUCUUCGGCGAGUCAAAUGGCUCACUCGACGACGCUCUGCCACAGUACAAGAGCGACAAUGGGGCACGGUUUUCAGCCUCUCCGCCUCUUUUGCCACCGCAGAGUAGCUCACCCCCACACGAAUAUGUUGCUGUGCACCCCACACGCCGGAGACCUCUAUCACCCUCUGAAGACCUUAAUCCUCCAGUCCCAUCCCUGGAUGCCAACGGACGCAUACCCUCCUCCACCUCACCCUCGCCGAUGAAGCUUCCCCCCAGCUCAGAUGCGCGGCUGACGUGCGAAUCCUCGCCAGUGCGAGUACCUCAUCCAAGAGACGUUGCCCGCGAGCUACAGGAGAGCCUGACAACGUUGCUCGGCAAGAGACAGGUAUCGGAAGAUGAUGUUAUGCGCCCAGGACAGCGGAAGGGCAAGCGGCCGCGCCCACUGCCGCGCCCCGGGGUACAAUCCCGGCAAGAAUCACGCGAGACCAUCACUAGGGAGCCUCCGGCGCGACUUGUGCCGCUGCCGCAGCCCAUGUAUUACGACGCGAUGAGCCUGCUGGACGGGAGCACGCGUCCGAGCGAGGAUAGUCUGCGCGUGACAUAUGAGGACCCUGGGCAGGAGGCGGAGAAACGGAAGCUGAUGGCUUUACUUGGGGAUGAGAAUGUCGGGAGGAAGGGCAGGAGGAAAAGCACGAGGAUAGCGGGCUAUUGAUCGUGAUGUACAUUGGAGUGCCGUAUCUCUUGUAGCGCG